Molecule: messenger RNA, 485 nt
Organism: Amoebophrya sp. A25
Lineage: Eukaryota; Dinophyceae; Syndiniales; Amoebophryaceae
Source: the annotation of a GenBank genome assembly
GAAUCUCCGAUAUUUUCUUUUUCUUGACGAGAAAGAUUCAUAUUUGAUAUACAUAGGCACCAGUAGGCAUCAAUUGGUUCUUAUCCUCAAAAAACAGGACUCUGACUCAGGGAAAGUCGUAAAUGUUCAGACGGGCACAAGGAUCCCAAGAUGAUGAAGUACGUAGUGCAGGCGCUUACUUUCCAUUUGAUGUGGUCUACUUUGUAUCUGUCUUGUUUCUCUUGCAUCAUCGCUUUAUCUUUAUGAGGAGAAGCCUCAUCUACUCGGUGGAAGCUCGAAGCGGUAGUUCUUCAUCGAAGGACUCUACUACGGUCAGCCAAGAGGUCGAAACGGAUAUUUUCGACUUCGUGCUGUGCUACAAUGGACGACGAAUCUACUCUCAGAGGAACAAGGUCGUGCCAGCACAUUCUAAAAGAAAGUGGCAUUGGAAGAUGAGCAAGAACGACCGCAGGACGCAUCGACAAGACCAUCUUCUAGUCCUGUAG